AUGUCCGAACGUAAGGCCAUCAACAAAUAUUAUCCGCCCGACUGGGAUCCGUCCCAGGUGCCGAAGAAGCGCAAAAACACAAAUCCCAAUGCGGAGAAGGUGCGUUUGAUGCUUCCGUUCUCGAUGAAAUGUCUCCAGUGCAACGAGUACAUUGCCUCCAGACGCAAAUUCAAUGCUCGAAAGGAAAUCACCCCAGAAAAAUACAUGGGCAUCAAGAUCAUCCGCUUUCACAUCAAGUGCCCGCGCUGUAACAAUGGGAUUGUGUUUCGGACCGACCCAAAGUCGGCUGGCUUUGCGCCUGUCGAAGGAGGAGUCCGCAACUAUGAGUCGCUAGCGCCGCAAGAAAAAAUCAAGCCUUUGGAAACGGAGGAUGAGAUCUUCGAAAGGCUCGAACGUGAGGAGACAGAGAACAAGCGGUUCCAGGAACAAAAGGCGAAAAGGAAAAACAACCCGUUCUGGCAAGCCAAGGAUCAGGGCGAAAAGGACGUUUUGGAGUCCUUGGAGGAUAAGCUCGCGGACCAGCAGCGGGAACAGGAAAUACAUGACCAUUUGGCCUACUUGCAAGCUAAAUCGGCUCGACUCCAGCAAUCGGGUGGUGUCGAUCACGUGACAAACGUUGUCCAUGCCCAAGUUUCCCAAGCCUUGGCUAAGGAGAAGGCCAUCGAGGACAAUGACGAAGAUCUCGAGAAGGCGAAAGUCAUUUUUAGUACACGAGAAAAGCGGCCAAUGCCUGCGAGCGUUUCUGGUGUGAUUACAGUGAAAAAACCCAAGCGCAAGCCAGUUGACGAGGUGAAAAGUGCCAUAAUCGAAAAGAAAGACGAAGUGAAGGAGUCGAAGACGCAAACAACAGGGAAACCAUCUCUUGCAGUGCUGGCACUUGCAGGAUACUCGUCUUCUGAUGAAGAAUAA
This is a messenger RNA of Clavispora lusitaniae ATCC 42720, 909 nucleotides long. RefSeq names its product mRNA splicing protein. Gene Ontology annotation, biological process: mRNA splicing, via spliceosome. The record is from RefSeq and is a predicted model, not a curated record. NCBI's taxonomy places the organism in Eukaryota, Fungi, Ascomycota, Pichiomycetes, Serinales, Metschnikowiaceae. Gene Ontology annotation, cellular component: U2-type catalytic step 1 spliceosome.